AGAAGCUGUCUGAGAUGCAAAACGGGACUCCCGCUCCUCCGUCGUACCCCCCCCUUCCCACCGGCUAACGGUGCCUAUGUGCAGUUCCUCCUUGCGCCUUCUUUCAUCCCUUCCUCCACCCACCUCUUUGCUACCCUACUGUUAUAGUACCCCAAGGCCGAUCAUUGACUCACUAGGGAGCAGAAAAACUGGCCUGUAAGCAGGUGGCACUUGAAGAAGCUCUUCUAUGAGUAGAGUGUGCAGUGCAUGCUUAGUUUUGCGAAGAUCUCCCAUAUUUCCGAUGCAACUUCUGCAUUAACUUAUUAAUACUACAUGCUCCAGUUCCGUAAACCCCCAGCUGAUUGGCUCAGCCCAUUGCUCCAGCAUGGCGAGUACGAGUAGUAACAUUGCGGGCCAGUCGGAACCAUGCAGGACACAGCCCACAGAAAGGUAUUUAAGCCUUUCGUUCCCUUCUAGCGCUCUUCUUGGGACCUGGCGGACUCUUACGCUCCUGCUCGAUAUCGGUACUCUGAUCGGCCUCCCCGUCCCCCUCUCCCUCCAUCUCUUCCGGUCCUCAUACCCCCAAGAAUUAUAUCGUUCAAGUUACCAACUGUCCUAGUCUCACGGAAGGUCUCGGUUUUUUGCAAGCCCUCCUAAAGGGUUAGGGGGAGAAGGAGAGAAAGGACUGCUAUAGCGAAAAAGGCAUCCUGAGGACUCCUUCCUUUUCCUUUAUAUCAAGCUCUUGCCAAACCAUUCCCCGCAAAAGUGGAUCCAAGAGAAUCUUAAAACCUUGGUUCUCGAAUCUCUGUUUUUAUAUCUUUCACCACGCCCUAUACGGUCAUUUCGCCCAUACGCCAUCAUACACGCAAUCAUUGAUCUCCGCCCCGCGUUUUAUUCCAUUCAGUUCCCGCAUCCCAAUCAAAAUGUUUCUCACAUUACCCACAGCAGCGACUGGCGCAGCAAUCCUCCUGUUACUACUCCCCC
Tuber melanosporum (Perigord truffle) is the source of this 963-nucleotide messenger RNA. RefSeq lists its product as uncharacterized. The record is from RefSeq and is a predicted model, not a curated record. The transcript is spliced from 2 exons. NCBI's taxonomy places the organism in Eukaryota, Fungi, Ascomycota, Pezizomycetes, Pezizales, Tuberaceae. Bases 365 to 598 code for a protein of 77 amino acids.